Molecule: messenger RNA, 1005 nt
Organism: Penicillium bovifimosum
Lineage: Eukaryota; Fungi; Ascomycota; Eurotiomycetes; Eurotiales; Aspergillaceae
Exons: 3
Coding region: 1-1005 (334 amino acids)
Biological process (GO): transmembrane transport
Cellular component (GO): membrane
Molecular function (GO): channel activity
Source: RefSeq, a predicted model, not a curated record
AUGCUCUCAAACGUCAGUCUCUGGAGAAGCGGACCUGAUACCGACGAAUUACCUUCGCCGACCACCGUCGUCCCAUUCGCUGGGCGCAUUGGUGCCAAUCAAGAGUUCUCAGUGGACAAAACCAACAGUGCGCAUAUAGAAUUGUUGCAGCAGUCUCCUGACGCUGCUCCCUGGAUCCCGUUAAAGGAUGCUCUAUCUCUGCGACAUUUUCUACAUGUAGCGCUAUGGAAGGCCGCUGCUGUUGAAGCUAUAGGUCCUAAAUUCUCGGUCGCUCCCUCUGUGGCUAAGGAUUAUAUGAUAACACUGCGAAGCAUCUUUGCGACCGGUGCCCUUGUCCCCAGCCUACUUGGUGGCCUUACAGCGAUCCUGGUUCUUCCUUUAUUCAUUUUCGCUGCCGGCCCAGUUUCCGGCGCGCAUCUGAACCCUACCAUCACCAUCGCCACAUUCUUCGGACGACUAGCGACCUUGCCACGAUGCAUUCUGUAUGUCGGUUUUCAGGUUUUCGGGGGGGCUAUUGGGGGUUUGCUGUUAAGAGCGAGCCUCGACACCAGAUCUUUCAUCGUGCCAGGUUGCUUUAUCGAUACCACCAAAGUCUCAGCGGGCAGCGCAUUCGCCAUAGAAUUCACUACAGAUCUCGCCUUGAUCUUUCUUUCGUUCGGUGUCGGCCUUGAUCCUCGACAGCGCUCUGUAUUUGGGCCGGCCUUAGGCCCUAUCUUUGUUGGCAUUGUUCUAGGAAUGUGUACCUUUGUGACGGGGUUCAGCCGUCCUGGAUACACUGGGUUUUGUAAGUCUCUAAGUCAACCCUACAUUGCUUGGGGGUCUAACAAGUUACAAGCUGGAAACCCUGCACGAUGCUUCGGGGCAAUGGUUGGUUCGCAUUUUGCUUCUUAUCAUUGGAUACAUUGGAUAGCACCGUUGUGUGCGUCUAUCAUCCACGGCAUGCUAUAUUAUCUUAUUCCACCUUACUCUCGGAAGAGAACUCCAUAUGUGGGCGAAGGAAAUUGA